Messenger RNA from Ixodes scapularis (black-legged tick), 2406 nucleotides. Its product is annotated as clotting factor C. Lineage: Eukaryota; Metazoa; Arthropoda; Arachnida; Ixodida; Ixodidae. Gene Ontology annotation, molecular function: serine-type endopeptidase activity. The coding region runs from base 174 to 1469 and encodes 431 amino acids. The transcript is spliced from 7 exons. The record is from RefSeq and is a predicted model, not a curated record. Gene Ontology annotation, biological process: proteolysis.
UAGAAGAGGCCUGGGUCGAAGACACGGACCAGGUCCUGAAAACGAGGCGUCGGCGGCGGCACUCGACCGACGGCGCGGACUGCUUCGUCGUCGACCCGAACGCCAGCAGCCCCGGACUCGCGGUGCGCUGGACGCCGUGCAACGGCACCUUUGGCGUCGUGUGCGCUGCCGACAUGGGACAGUUUCAGAAGGCCUGCGGUGACCCCGGCCCCCUCGAAAACGGCACGGCCGAGCUGAGGAACGCCGUGGUUCCGGGGAGGCUUCUGGAAGGCACGCAAAUCACGUACCGCUGCUCCGAGCUUCACUCCCUCAGCGGACCAAGCAAGGUCACGUGCCUGAGCAACGGCACCUGGACAGCACCCAAGCCGCGCUGUGUCAGAGUUACCACGUGCAUGGAACCUCCCGUACCGCCUUAUGGAGAAGUGGUUUACUCUCAGGAGCUCGGCCCUGGUUUCAAGAUCGGUCGUCAGACACUGAGGCUGCCCCUGCGCACGACCCAGGCCCCGGUGGAAGUGAGCCUUCCCCGGGGUCACUUCCGGGUCGGGACGCGGGCCACCUUUACCUGCGUGAGCCGCUUCUACACCCUGGUGGGCUCCGAGGUGCGCAGAUGCCUGCCGGACGGGACCUGGAGCGGCAGGACGGCCACCUGCAUUCCGGUGUGCGGCCGCUCGGACUCCCCACGGUCCCCGUUCAUCGUGCACGGCAACUUGAGCGAGAUCGGUCAGUGGCCCUGGCAGGCGGCGCUGUCGCUCUGGUCCCCCGCCGAAAACGCCUGGGACCUUAGCUGCGGCGGCAGCCUGCUCUCCGAGAGCUGGGUCGUGACAGCCGCCCACUGCGUGGCUCGGGACCGCAAGGGGAACCUGCUGAACACCCGUAGCCUGCGCAUCGACCUGGGCAAGUACUACCGGGACGACUCCAGGGACGACGCCAUGGUGCAGACGCGCUCGGCGCAGGAGAUCCACGUGCACGAGGACUUCGAUCCGGUGCGGUUCGACUCGGACAUCGCGCUGGUGCUCCUCGACCGCCCCGUGGAGCUGACCAGUCGCGUGCAGCCCGUCUGCCUGCCCACGGAGCGUAGCACCCAGACCAACAUCGUGGACGGUCACCUGGGCAUCGUGACCGGCUGGGGCCAGACGGAGAACCGGAGCUACGCGGACGCGCUCCGCGAGGCGGUGGUGCCGGUCGUGUCGGCCAAGGAAUGCGAGCGGGCGUACAAGGAGGGCCGCUUCCCGCUCACCGUGACGAGCAACAUGCUGUGCGCGGGCUACGAGCGCGGAAAGAUCGACGCCUGCACGGGUGACAGCGGAGGACCCCUGGUGUUCCUCGACGAGGACGUGGCCGACCGCCGGGUCUGGGUGCUCGAGGGCAUCGUCAGCUGGGGCGGGCCCCGGGGCUGCGGGGCCCCCAACCACUUCGGCGGGUACACCAAGGUCCAGGCCUUCCUCGACUGGAUACGGGAGCUCCUCUAGCCGCUCGGUGUAACUUGGUCGCACGGACGGGGCAGAUGGCGUUGGUUGUAUCUGAAGAUGUUCAGGCGACCAUUGGAGCGAUGGUUGUCUUCUAACCGACUCUGGCCAGUUGAUGGCACUUAAGUGGAAGGAAAGUUUGCUAUACCCGCAGGCAACAUUUUGUGGCUAUGCAGCCCAAGCUAUGGGCGCUCGCAUACCGAUCAAAGCUAUGCCCGCGCACUCUUCAUUACUUUUCAAUAGUCAGAGAAAGAAUUGUUCGCAAGGAUAAACAACAGACCGAUCUCACCAGCAAGUUUGGCUACGCCACCGCUGCCGCGAUGCAUCCAGGGAACUUUAGUCUUUCUGCACGUGCAACAACCUCGCUGGAGCUUUGAGCGGGCAGAGCAUGAGACUGCAUGAGCCGUGUCGUGCACUGCCGCCUGUCCCCUAUGAACUAAAGUUACGGCGGCGUCACGUAUGCGCCAAUGCUUGGUGAGAUCGGUCUAUUGCAAGCAUGGCGCCUCACUGGUGUCCUAUGCGUGCAUGCAUGUGCAGCGUGCGCAUGAACUUAUCUUCGGCAAGCUUGACAUUACACGUACUUGCCCGCACGAGCAGAGACAUGGCGGCGGCCAGAAUCCCUGCUUGUAUUCGCCUAUGCAAUCGGGUGUGCACUCGACGGGUUCUGUAGUGCUAUUUUUUUGUUUUGGUUGGCUCUUGAACAACAUCAGUGCCAAAGUUGGGCAAUACCACGCCCUUGGCAACCUUGUCUUUUUUGCCUGUGAUGGAAGUAUGGCGCAAACGAAAGGUUGCUAACGACAUCUAAAAUGACCGCAAGUGGAGUUUUUUUAAUUCGUUCGAAUCGUUCGACUAUACUCAAGCUCCUUCAAUAACGUCAGUGCCGAACCUACCGUGUGACUCUGUUUCUGCGAAUAAACUCUCAUUUUUGUUGAUUUUAUAA